This is a messenger RNA of Sebastes umbrosus (honeycomb rockfish), 1936 nucleotides long. RefSeq lists its product as uncharacterized. Gene Ontology annotation, cellular component: membrane. The coding region runs from base 1 to 900 and encodes 299 amino acids. The record is from RefSeq and is a predicted model, not a curated record. Lineage: Eukaryota; Metazoa; Chordata; Actinopteri; Perciformes; Sebastidae. The transcript has a single exon.
AUGAUCCUCUCGGUCAACAUAACGCUCCUUCCUCUGGCUUUUGACUUUGACAGUCCAGGGGACUAUUUCAUUUUUAUAUUUCACAUCUUGGCCGGGGCUAGCACCGUGAUAGUGGCCGGUUCCGUGGCAUGUGGUAUUAUUGGGACCCGUGCACUUUUAAGACAAAAUCGGUUUAUAUUCAUGCUGAACACAAGUAUUUGUGAUACAAUGACCGGCUGUGGUAUUUUCUACCAAUUUCUCUUUGAUGUGCAUGUGGGCUUUCCUUCUAAAAAUGGGACUUAUUACAUUUUGCCAUCGCUUCUUGGAGUUAAUAUCAUGACGUUUCUAUUUGCCCAGUUUGACCGAUAUUUUGCCGUGUGUCAUCCAUUCUUUUAUGGUCGCUUCAUCACCACAAGAGUGAUUAUAUGUAUCAACGUGUAUAGCUGGGUGCAUGUUUACGGUCAGCUGCUUAUAAAGCACAUGGUGCCUCUUUCUAAAGCCAUAGAGAUCGCAAUAUACAGCAGAAUCAGUCUGCUGCUGAUUAUUAUCACGAAAAUAGGCAUGACCAUCAAGUUGCUCUUCGUGGCGAGACACCAGCUGCUGCGAGAGCCGCCGGGCCCGGAGAGAGACAGUAAGAAAGAGUCCUUGUUCAUCAUAGUCAUGGUGGUUUUUUUCUUUGUAGUGUUGUGGAACCCAUCCGUGCUCUAUAUGGUUCUGGCUUCGCUGACGGGGACAUUGAUUGUCAUUAAAAACGACGCUGUAAACCCAAUGACCAUCUUAUCCAGGAGCAACGCUCUGUUUACUCCGUCCCUCUAUCUGUGUGCGAGCCAUUCACUCAGGAUGGCCGUGUGGAAAAUUGUGUGGAGCAAAAUCUGCUGCUGCAAACAACCCAAAAGGUUAGUUGGACCAAUAACAAACUAACACUUGAUCUGGAGUGUUUAAACUUUACAGAGUCUCCACGGAAUAUGAAAACACAACUGCAUUUCAUAUGUAACUUAAAGAAGCAUUCAAUGACAUUUUAAAAGUAAAGUAAAUCAUUUAUAGUAAAUAAUGUACAUCGGAUUUAUUUUGCCAACCCUGCUAAAAAUUAGGAAUAUGCUAGUAAUUUAGGAGGAAACAUUGUGUUGCCUAGAUUAUUAUUAUUAUUAUUAUUACACCUGUAUUUUUCUUGCCAUGAAGCGUAAACAUCACAACCUCUUAUACAACCCUGGUCUGUGUACUAUCUGUGUGUCUAUUGUAUAUCUAUUGUGGAAGUCCUUGACAUGAAAAAGUUUGAGAUUGCUCUCAAAAUCUGUGUGCUGGAUUUUUUUCUAACUUCCUUUUAUGUCCAUCGCUCACUUUAUGCUCCUCUAGGAAGCAGCUGGGCAAAAAAAGUUUAAUAAAUAAAUAAACUUAUAAAUAAAUAAGUAAGUAAAUAAUUAUAAUAGUAUGCAUUUAUAAUAUUUGUAUUGUUCAACACAGGCCAUUUCGGUAGAGACAUUGAAUAUGACUUUAACUUCCGUAAUUAUGUAUGACAUUAUUUUAUAUGUUUGUUUACAUAAUGUUAUGUAUGCAAUUGAGUUGUUUGUAUUAACACUAGGAACUAUGUUUAAGUCUGUGCGGGGACACAUUUAGUUGUGGCAUUUUCCCUCUAAAAGACGUAAAGCAACCGAUCGAUUUUAUUCUCCGCUGAAAAGUUUAAGUUUAAGUUUAAGAUGAUUGCAUUUGAAAAAAAAAAACGAUCUUCAAGUGGACUUAAUCCCCCUCGGCUGUGUACAGCCAGUGAAAUAUGUUUAUUUAGUGUUUUGUUUUGUAGAUUAUAUUUACCAUAGCAUGUUACAGUUUGUGUGUGAUGCGACGGUGGAUUUGAUGACGGUGAUAUUGACUGAGGUGCAAUUAAUAAGUUAUUAAAUCCAUCAGUAACAGAAGAACCACGGUGUCGUCUAUUUCCUGGAGGGAGAGAUAACGACAAUAGAAU